Molecule: messenger RNA, 2670 nt
Organism: Jaminaea rosea
Lineage: Eukaryota; Fungi; Basidiomycota; Exobasidiomycetes; Microstromatales
Exons: 2
Coding region: 366-2540 (724 amino acids)
Biological process (GO): glycerophospholipid catabolic process
Cellular component (GO): cytosol
Molecular function (GO): A2-type glycerophospholipase activity
Source: RefSeq, a predicted model, not a curated record
CGAUUCGCCUGAUUGAGUUGAUUGCAGUCACAGCCACACACAAGGGCAAGGAGCGAGGCCAGCGAAGGUGAUGAGCGCGAUUGACGACGGCCAGGCACAGGUGCAUCGGACGUAGGCAUCAAGGGUCCAGCGCGCCGGCGAGUGGGCGGACUGCAGGCGGCUCUUUGCGUCCGAAACGACGGCACAGGCAAGAAAAAUGCUCCACCCAUGCAGCAUGUCGUAGCCGCAACCUCGUGUGAGCAGGGGCACACCGCAUUCCUCGCUCUCCUCGUCUCGGUCCGAUCGACAUAAGAGAGUCGCAUAGCUAGGCCAUCACUUUCUCCUCCUCACCAUCCGACCUUGCUCAUCUAUCAUUGCCGCCCAGCAUGGCACGCUUUGCCUCAUGUUGGUUCCUUCUUCUCGCAGCCUGCCUCGCAGCAUUCACCACCGUCCAAGCCGCUCCCUCGCCCUGGACUCAAGGCGAUCUUGCAGCAUCUAAACCCGUACAUAAGCGUGAAUUACUAGAGGGUCUCCUUUAUGCCAGAGCUGUUAAUGAUGAGCUCGUAGCGCGAGGCAAAGGUUCACUCAGCGAGGAGGAUGCCCGUGCCGUCUUUGAGCUUCACGUCGCAGCCACCCGCAAGCGAUCCAACCCCAAUGGCUCCUACGGACCUACCAAGCUCCCCUCCUGCCCUCCAGCACCUACCAAUCAGACUGGCGGCGGCAUCGGCUACCUGCGCAACGCCACGUCGCAAGAGAUCAACGCCCAGGAAGCCGACUACAUCCAGCGCCACCGCACCUCGAUGCAGUCGAGCUGGCGUAGCUGGCUUUCCUCUAACUCGCCUGGCCCCAACCUCAAUAGCAUCCCGGGCGGCGUCGAGAACUACACCAAUACCAUCAGCAAUCUUCCCCGUGUAGGCAUCGCCGUCAGCGGUGGUGGCUACCGUGCUAUGCUGUACGGCGCCGGUGUGGUGCAGGGCUGGGAUUCGCGCAAUGACACGGCCAACCAGCGAGGUACGGGCGGGAUCUUGCAGCGUGCAGACUACUUCUCCGGUCUCUCUGGCGGGUCAUGGCUCACAGGCGCCCUCGCCAUCAACGACUGGCCGACGACGCAAGCGCUCAAUGAUCAAGUCUUCGACUUGACGAAUAACCUCGUCCUGCCGAGCGAUGACACGAUUAGCUUCUAUGCCGACCUUGUCUCGGACGUCAAGGACAAGCGCGACGAGGACUUCCCGACCGCUAUCACCGACUAUUGGGGCCGCGCCCUUUCCUAUCACCUGCUGAACCAGACGAUGUACAACGAUGAGGGACAGGCGACGACGUGGAGCGACAUUGUCAAUGUGACCAACUUCAAGAACGCAGCCUACCCUUUCCCCAUCGUCAUCGCUGACCAGCGCGAACCCGGCGAGGUGCUCAUCUACCAGAAUGGGUCCAUCUUCGAGUUCACGCCUUACGAGUUCGGGACUUGGAACCGCGUGAAAGCCUUUGUUCCCAUCGAGGUUCUGGGCUCCAACAUCACCAAUGGCAAUAUCGAGCAGUGCGUCGAAGGCUACGACAACUUCGGGUGGACAGUCGGCACGUCCUCGACUCUUUUCAACGGCCUCUUCACGAGCUUGAUCCAGUCGGACGGCUCGUCAAUCAUCAAGGAUGCCAUCUUGAAGGUCGCUGGCGCCGUCGCCUCGCAGGACAACGACAUCAGCCAAGUCCCUAAUCCUUUCAUGGGCUUCGACAACGGCCAGAAUGAUGGCACCUCCUCGGCGCAAUACAUCAGUCUCGUCGACGGUGGCGAGGACAAUAACAACGUGCCUCUCCAACCGCUCUUCCAGCCUGCACGCCAGGUCGACUUCAUUCUCGCUCUUGACGCCAGCGCCGAUGCCACGUCCUGGCCCAACGGCUCCUCUCUGUAUCAGUCGCAUCUCCGAGCCACAUCAAACGGCGAUCUCUUCAAGGAAGCGGCUGUUCCCUACUUCCCUCCCCCAGCCACCUUUGUCAACCGCGGCCUCAACACUCGCCCAGUCUUCUUUGGCUGCGACGCUUCCAAUGCAACCAACGCACAGACGGCGGCGCACGGCCAGCCAGCUCCAAUCGUCGCCUACAUCCCCAACUACCCUUGGACCUCGCUCACCAACUUCUCGACCUUCCAGCUCAAGUACGAAGCCGCAGAGUCACAGGCAAUGCUCGACAACGGUGUAGAGCUCGCCACCCUGGGCGGCAGCAACGCCACCUGGUCGCAAUGUCUCGCCUGCGGAAUGCUGCAACGCUCCUUCGAGCGAUCGGGCGUCGCGAGACCUCAGGAGUGCAAUGACUGCAUGACAACGUACUGCUGGGAUGGUGUGGAAGAUAACUCGACGCCUGCCAACCCGUACUCACCGCCUGUGGGCAAGCCUCAGUGGGUGCAGAAUACGGCAGAGCAGCAGGCGGCGCCGUACACUGGGGGAGAUGGUAGCACGACGGCAAUGAAUGGGGAGGGCAAUGGAAGCAAUGCGGCGGGACGAACGAUGCCUGGCUCCGCGGGGAUGGCUGGCGCCCUGGCGCUCUUGACCUUUGCUCUGGCGGCGUACUAGCGUGCGAAGGAAUGGUGCUUCCCUCCCGACAAGACCAUAGACUUCGUCCACCCGCAUCUCCUACCGCACGCAACGCUCUUAUGUAUCAUAGCGCCCAGCACAAGCAUGCAAUACAGAGAUGAUGGGAAUG